Lingula anatina is the source of this 2751-nucleotide messenger RNA. RefSeq names its product gametogenetin-binding protein 2. Lineage: Eukaryota; Metazoa; Brachiopoda; Lingulata; Lingulida; Lingulidae. Gene Ontology annotation, cellular component: cytoplasm; nucleus. The record is from RefSeq and is a predicted model, not a curated record.
ACCACGAAUUGUGGCAAUUAUAAAUCCAUUGUAAAGAUAGCCAUUUCAAAGGCCCAACUGGUGUACUCGAAAAACAUAUUUACUUUAGAAGUGUACUUUAUUAAAUAAGCUAGCGAGCAAAUACUUUCCUUGCGCAAUAUCAUCCGCUUUGUGGUACGGUCUGUGGAGAGGUGACGGUUCCUGAUGUAUACAGGAGGCUACUAAAAGUCUGUAAAUUUUUACUCUUUAAAGACCCAAAGGGAUCAAGACUUUCAAUUAAAUGAUUUGCUUCAUUCUAAGGAUAACGGAGACUGCAAUCUAGAGUGCAACCAGCUAUGGCGAAGCUAGUAGCAGUAUGUAGGACUGAUGACUACCAAUUUGGGAGGAGACAAAUCCCCCUCAUCGUAGACGAGUCGCUUUCGCUUGUUCUGCAGUUCACUGAUACAUGUAUUGGGUGUGAAAUGUCAACAAUUAAGAUGACAGAACUGGAGCGAUUUGUUCAAAGAUUCCAUGCUUUGAGUCAGGAUGAGAUAGCCACAGCACUCAUGGUCACAGGGAAAGAAGUUUUUAAUCUUCUCUCUCAAAUGGUCCCAUGUGUUGGGUGCAGGAGAAGUGUUGAAAAACUAUUUGGUCAGCUUGUGGAAACAGGAUACCCAGCUCUAGAGCCUCUCAUUGUCGCAGCUACUUCAUGUCUCUCCAUCAGCAGAAAUUACCUUUUUGAUCCUAAGGCUAUUUAUGCUUUGUUCUAUAUACACGGGUCCAAGCUGACUUCAAUGAUGGAGUCCAUCCCAAAGAGCAAGAAAAACAAGAGGUGCCAACUACAUUCCUUGGAUACACACAAAUCUAAACCAACAGCUUGGAUGGACACAUGGGAUUUGCUAUCACAAGAAUGCAGGGAAGAAGUUGUUCUUAUAGACACUGAAAGCUUAAUGGAUACUCUAGAUGUAUAUCUCAGAAAGCACAGGUUCUGUUCAGAAUGUAAGUCCAAAGUGCUCCGUGCAUAUUCAAUUCUGGUUGGAGACAGUACAUCUGAGAAGGGCUUCUGCCCUGCGCUGUAUGAAGGAUUGAGGUGCUGCCCACAGGAGAGGCAUCUUCAUGUGUUGUGUGAAACAGACUUCAUUGCCCACCUCAUUGGGAGAGCAGAACCAGAGUUGGCAGGAAGUCGACGAGAAAGACAUGCCAAAACACUUGACAUUGCACAGGAGGAGGUAUUGACCUGCCUUGGAAUACACCUUUAUGAGCGCCUGCAUAGAAUUUCACAAAAGUUAAAGGCAGAAGAACAGACCUGGCAGAUUUUGUUUUACUUGGGUGUUGAUGCACUAAAGAAAAAUUUUGAGGUUGCUCUUGAAAGAAAACAAGGUAUCACCAAUCUUGAGCUUAUGUGCCAGGAGUUAUUGGAGGAAGAACAAGCUAAAGAGAUCAAGAAAGAGCAUAAGAGACAGAAGAAGAAGAAAAAGAAGACUAAUAAGGGAAUCAGCAACAAAGAGAAUUGUCAGUGUGAUGAAAAUUCAAACCGUGAGAAUUGCACCAUAUGUGAAUGUUCUUCAAACACAAAGCUUCACAUGACAACUACAAACAAAUCAGAAGAACCACCUUGUUCAUGUGGAGAUCAGAACUGUAUGACGGGAGAGAAAAAGCAGCAGCGAACAUGCACCAAAUACCUAGCCAGUGGUGACUACCAAUUUGAGCCCCCGCCUUUAAGUCCCAGAAGUGUUCCUGUUCUUUGUGGCUGUGAUGACAAGUGUACACGUAGUGAUUAUGGCUAUUCAUCAGACCAUGAAGUUUGCGACAGUUGUAGCACCCCAAGUUCCAGAGAAGGAUCUGAUGUUGUAGUCUGCGGUAGUGGGGAGCUAGAGCAUGAUGGUGAGGGCUGUCACUGUCCAAACUCUGCAAGUUGUGCGAGGCAUUUUGAUUGUGGGGACACAGAUUGUAACAUGAGAGGGACAUGGAAGUGCACCAAUGAUGGACUUGGAACUUUUAACAGUGACCAGCAACAACCAUCAGGCUUAACUCUCAGUCUACAAGAUAUGUUGGAUCAAGCCUCUUGUUCCUCGGAAGGAGAAGAUGAGGCCAUUUCAGAAGAGGAGAUACAGAGAUUUAAAGCCAAUCAGAAACUGCUGGAAAUCCAACGUCAACAGCUACGUGAACGCCUUCGCCAGGAGUUCACACAUAUGCAAGAACGUGGUCGUGGUUCAGGAAUCUGCACAGAUGUGGGCAAAGCAAGCAGCUCUGCAUCUCCACCAGCUUCCCUUAACAAUCUCUCUAUCAACUGAUUUUUCAAAAUGAAUAUGGACAUGAAAAAGAAUUAUUGUUCCCUUAAAACAAAUGGCCUGGCUUUUUUCAUGUUUUAUUUCUUUUUAAACUCAGAAGACUUUGAUUUAAGUGACUUUGAAUAAGUUCAAUUGCAUUAUAAUGCAGGUAGAAGGUUAUUUUUUCAUCUCUUGGUGGUCAAAGAUAUUUAUUUAAGUUAUAGUGAUACUUCAACUGAAAACGUGGAUUUCUUUUCUGUUUUCUUUAUUAGUUAAAUUGCAUGUAGGAAAGAGUUAGUUAAAUAAUCUUAAAACGACGGAUAAAUGAUUUUACAAAGCCAGAUCCCAUAUUUAAUUUCGUGAAGUUUUCAUGCUGCAUGAAGCAAUUGUGAAAUUAAUCAACAUACAUGCCAAUUAAACAGCAUAUGAUACAAAAAAGGAUCAGUUGUAAACAAAUUGAAUGGUUAAAACUUCAUUAUGAGAGAGCUAAAGAUUGCUCACUUCCAUUAAAAAAUUGAAGUUA